ACGUGAAAUCAUAUUCUUUCUCCGGCUUAUAGUUUGAGGUUGUAGGUCAGUCAGUCCACAAGAAAGUAUCGUUUGUUUCCCUCCAAUCGAACUCACGGUGUCAAUUCCCUUUCAGCCCCUUGGCGCUCUCAGACUCUUAUCUCUCGCACAUAAUAAUCACUCAGAAAAAAUCUGAAAUUCCCACCUCACCUCCCAUUUCCCGACAACUGUCAAAACCUAGCUUUGUACACUCACAGCGGACUUCCCCCUCACUCUCUUUGUGAAUUAUUCUUCAACCUCAAAUAGCAAAUCUCAAAUCCCAACCCUAAAAUCCACCACUCUGCCAUGGAGGUCAGUCCUCUGCAUAAUCGAUGCAUUUGGUCGUCGCCAGUUCGUUCUUCGUCCUCGCACCGCCCUCUCCUUGUUUCACUUUCAGCUCGGAACAGCAAGAGCCCCGGGCUUGUACCUUCGUUUAGAUCGACUCGCGGAAGAAAUUUGUGCUCGGCUUCGAGCUCCGAGACCUUGAUUGGGUCGCGUAAAGAGGACGGCAAGCACAGUCAGGUUGUCAGCAAGAAAGAAGCGGAGGAAGACUUGAAAUCUUGGAUGCACAAGAAUGGGCUACCUCCUUGCAAAGUCGUGCUCAAAGAAAAGCCUUCGCAUAAUGAGAAACACAGGCCCAUUCAUUACGUAGCUGCCAGUGAAGAUCUUCAGGUUGGCGAUGUUGCAUUUUCCGUGCCGGAUUCCUUGGUCGUAACGCUUAAGAGAGUGUUAGGAAACGAAACAAUUGCGGAAUUAUUAACUACAAACAAAUUAUCGGAAUUGGCAUGCUUGGCAUUGUAUCUGAUGUAUGAGAAGAAACAAGGAAAGAAUUCUUUUUGGUAUCCAUAUAUAAGAGAGCUUGAUCGUCAGCGAGGGAGGGGUCAGUUAGCAGUGGAAUCUCCCCUUUUGUGGUCAGAAGCUGAACUGGCUUAUCUUACAGGCAGCCCCACAAAGGCUGAAGUUCAUGAAAGGGCUGAAGGAAUUAAAAGGGAAUAUAAUGAACUUGACACUGUCUGGUUUAUGGCUGGGUCCCUAUUUCAGCAAUAUCCAUAUGAUAGUCCUACCGAGGCCUUCCCAUUUGAGAUAUUCAAACAAGCUUUUGUUGCAGUUCAGUCAUGCGUAGUACAUUUACAGAAAGUUAGCUUGGCUCAGAGAUUUGCUUUGGUUCCUCUUGGGCCCCCAUUGUUAGCUUACAGAAGCAACUGCAAGGCAAUGUUGACGGCUACUGAUGGUGCUGUUCAACUAGUGGUUGAUCGCCCAUAUAAGGCAGGGGAAUCUAUUUGUGUUUGGUGUGGACCACAGCCUAAUUCAAAACUGCUUAUAAACUAUGGUUUUGUUGAUGAAGAUAAUUCUUAUGACCGUUUGGUGGUUGAGGCAUCUUUGAAUACAGAGGAUCCUCAAUAUCAAGAUAAAAGAAUGGUUGCUCAAAGAAAUGGAAAAUUAUCAGUGCAAGCUUUUCAGGUAAAUGUGGGAAAGGAAAAGGAAACGGUCUUUGAUAUGCUUCCUUAUCUGCGACUGGGCUAUGUUUCAGAUCCUUCAGAGAUGCAGUCUGUAAUCUCUUCUCAAGGCCCAAUUUGUCCGGUGAGUCCUUGUAUGGAACGAGCAGUGUUGGACCAACUUGCUGAUUAUUUUAGAACACGGCUGGCUGGCUAUCCAACUACAUUGAGUGAAGAUGAGUCUUUGUUGGCAGAUGCAAAUUUGAAUCCAAAGAAGCGAGUUGCUACACAGCUUAUUAGGUUAGAAAAGAAAAUGCUCCAUGCAUGUCUGAAGGUGGCAGUUGAUCUGAUAAACCAGUUACCAGAUCACACUGUAUCUCCAUGCCCAGCCCCUUAUGCCCCUUCGUUGAAAUAAAAAGAACUUCUCUGCAAUAGUUGGGGUUUCUUAGUUCAAAUUGGAGAACAUAAUGCGGGUAGAUCCAAGAAAGAAGUGGGCUAUGCAUAAGGCAAGCAAGGAAUCUAGCAGGCAUCAAAGAGGAGAUAAUGGGGCAUUUGUACUCAGAGUAAACUGUGAAUUUCUUUCCACUUGUUUGUCAGCAUACAAUAUGAAUCCCCCAACACUAUACAACAUAUAUUCCCCCCGAUUCAUGUUUUGCUUUCUUCAGAUGAUGUGGCUAUAUUUCAUGGGACAGAGAACUGCUUUCAAGGGGAAAAGAACCGAAAAAAAAAAAAGGAACAGAGAAAAGAAAGAAUUGGUAUGAAGGAUGAUGCCUCUGAUAAUUUUGGUAGCUGAUGUAAUCUGGGUCAUUCUCUGUAAAUGACGUAAAGAUUGACCGACCAGUCUUUAUCCAAUUGUGUUCCCAUGUACAUUACUGGCUUCAUAAUCUCUCGUAAAAAUUAUUGUAUCUUGAUCAAUUGUUUAGAGGUUAUUUCAUCUUACCUUGCUAUAUUACAAUGUUGAUUACGUUUCACACUACUCCAAUCCUACCUCACCACAAUGUUUUCAUUCCAGCGUUAGUAAACAAAUGAGCAUUCCCAUUUUUGUCUAGUAAACACGCCCUAAUAUUGGGCCUGUCCCGGGCCAUGCAGACUGCCGAGUCACCUUCAUUUUCCUCGAUUAAAACCAAACGGAGCGCGUAUUGCAUUUUAGUGUGCUGAACAGUAUUCUCUGCUCUGCUCAUCAAGAUCCGAACCGACCUGCACUACAACGUCGCUCUUUGCUAAUCUCAAUGACUAAAUCCUCUCCGCUACCUACUCCUAGCGUUUCUCGGAGCUCAUCACCGGCGUCGAGAAAGAAAUCAACAGUUGCGUGGAGUCGCCGAUCGAUGAUCUACGAAUCUCAAUCACCGAGACGAGCUCGUCUCGCUUUGCGAAACUCGUUAGGGUUUCCAAUUGUUGGUACCGUAUCGGCCAGAAGAUGAUCGACAGAUCUGACGCAGUUUCGAAGAUGGCGUUCUAGUCGAAUGGGCCAGAAGUUUUAGGAGUUAGAUUGCAAGAGGAUAACUAGGAAUUCGAUUCUCUCCGUCUUCAGGAAGAUGCGGAACUCGUUGAUGGCGAGGUGAUUUGGUUAUUGCAGUGGAGAAAAUCUGUGGGCCGUGGCCUCGAGUUCGUCUGAGGCAUCCAAGUUGUUUGGUGGUUUCAGUGGGACGGUUGCGGAUAGCAAUGGGGAGAGGUUCGCGCGGGAGCUUCAUUUGUGGUUUUGCAAUUGGUGCAGUUGUCGAUCUUCAUAAUGCAGGGAGGACGAUGAAGAAGAAGGUGAGAGACUGAAGACUCCAAAAUUCAUAUGAUGAUGAUAAGAAGGAGAGGAUGAACACAAGGAAAAAAAAAAACAAAAGCAAAAGAGGAAAUUUUGGAGAUGGCAGAACGACGGAAUAGAGGAAAUAUUGAGAAUGUAGGCCCAAAA
Prunus mume (Japanese apricot) is the source of this 3357-nucleotide messenger RNA. The record is from RefSeq and is a predicted model, not a curated record. Lineage: Eukaryota; Viridiplantae; Streptophyta; Magnoliopsida; Rosales; Rosaceae.